This is a messenger RNA of Quercus robur (English oak), 414 nucleotides long. RefSeq lists its product as uncharacterized. The record is from RefSeq and is a predicted model, not a curated record. The transcript is spliced from 2 exons. Bases 1 to 414 code for a protein of 137 amino acids. Lineage: Eukaryota; Viridiplantae; Streptophyta; Magnoliopsida; Fagales; Fagaceae.
AUGGAGGCAAGGAGAUCUAAUGAAAAUGACAGCAAAGAUAACAGCAAUGGAUCUAUCAUUGAUGACAAUAGCUUUGAGCCACAUGAUGAUGCCCUAGUGGUCACCCUCAGGAUAGGAGGGUAUGAUGUGAAGAGGGUGUUAGUAGAUCAGGGCAGUGGUGCAAAAAUCAUGUACCUCGAUUUGUAUGAAGGACUAAGAUUGAAACUUGGAGAUCUAGCAUGUUAUGAUUCACCCUUGUUGGGCUUCAAUGGGAAAUUUGUUAUUCCAAGGAGCCAAAUUAGACUACCCUUGGAAGCAGGUUCAGAAGUGGUGGAGGUGGAUUUCAUUGUGGUGGAUGCUUAUUCUCUCUAUACUGCCAUUGUAGCAAGACCCUGGCUUCAUGCCCUAGGGCCCAUUUCCUCCACCCUACACUAA